AAAUGUGGAUAUUAAGUACUGGUGCAUCACAUCUUGCUGUUGCACGUCAAGCGAUACAUUACACUCAGAAUCGAAUCGGACUUCACUAUUACAGCUGCAUUCACGACAAGGCCCAUCACCAUCACCAUGACCGACAGAGAUGCGUUGACUUCGCGCACUCUUCCUUUCAUGACCUUGUCGGAUGGUUCUGAGUCCUCUUUAGCAGGACCACCACCUCCACUGCCACAUUAUUUGAACGCCGAAGGACGAGCACUGGCACGCUUCGCAGUCGAGGGCAAUCUAAUAACUGACUCUCUUUUAGUAACUGGAGGCGCCGGCACACUAGGCCUCUCUGCCGCUCGAGCUCUCCUCGAGCAUGGCGCAUCAGGUUGCUGUCUUUGGGAUCUAGAAUCAACCCUCCGCAGCUCUCAACAAGCGAUCUCGACUCUGGCCAACGACUUUCCCAAGCAAAGAGUAUUCGGCAUCGCAGUGGAUGUAACAGAUGAAGAAGCCAUUGCUGAAGCUGCUGCAACUGUCGUGCAGAAUCUAGGUUCUAUCGACCAUGUUUUCUGCUUUGCUGGCAUCGUGGGCUGCUACCACGCCACCGAAAUGACACCUGACCAAUGGCGCAAGACCAUUGACAUCAACACCACUGGUUCGUUCCUCGUUGCUCAAGCGGCAGCGAGACAGAUGAAAGCUCAGAAGUCCGGGGGAUCGAUUACACUCACAGCUUCAAUUUCCGCACAUCGGGUCAACUUUCCACAACCGCAGGUGUCCUAUAACGUAUCGAAAGCUGCCGUCGUCGCAAUGGUCAAAUCCUUGGCAGCAGAGUGGGCAGUCGAUGGCAUCCGAGUCAACAGUAUAUCUCCGGGAUACAUGGACACCAUUCUCAAUGCUGGUGGCGGCAACAUUGCUGAAGCGAGAGCCACCUGGGCAAGCCGUAAUCCCAUGGGAAGAAUGGGAGCGGUGGGAGAGCUUGACGGAAUGUGUGUCCUGCUUGCAAGUCGCGCAGGUACUUAUAUCAAUGGUUCUGACCACAUCAUUGACGGUGCGUACAAUUUAUUUGAUAGUACUUGCCCCGUUACUCAUAGCUGAUGCUGACUGUUCCUUCAGGUGGUGCUACUGUCUUCUGAUAUCUUGGAAAUGUCGGUAUAGCUACACAGGUGACAGUCCAAAGGUGCAGCCCGCUCGAACCAUGUAGGGGAUCAUGCCCAUAGUGACCCAGGUAUUCGCGGGCAACACAGCUCUGACAGACCUAGAAGUACGUACGCCACUGCGACCGAUAUGGUUAAUAUGUGAAAGUUCGACAUUAUCCUGUCCCGAACC
Cercospora beticola is the source of this 1305-nucleotide messenger RNA. NCBI's taxonomy places the organism in Eukaryota, Fungi, Ascomycota, Dothideomycetes, Mycosphaerellales, Mycosphaerellaceae. The record is from RefSeq and is a predicted model, not a curated record.